Messenger RNA from Malania oleifera, 1960 nucleotides. Its product is annotated as protein DETOXIFICATION 42-like. The transcript is spliced from 14 exons. Gene Ontology annotation, biological process: transmembrane transport. The record is from RefSeq and is a predicted model, not a curated record. Gene Ontology annotation, cellular component: membrane. Lineage: Eukaryota; Viridiplantae; Streptophyta; Magnoliopsida; Santalales; Ximeniaceae. The coding region runs from base 261 to 1790 and encodes 509 amino acids. Gene Ontology annotation, molecular function: antiporter activity; xenobiotic transmembrane transporter activity.
UAUUCAACAACUGGGUCAAACCAACUUCAUAUGCUCCUUCUCGCACUUGUUUUUUUUUAUAUAAAAAAGGAAUAUUGAAGCUCUCCAGUUCCCACCGCUCCGAUACUAUUCUGCAGUCUUGUUUCUGGGUUCUCAUUUUUUUGAUCUUUGUUUUUCAAUAAUAUUUUCCAAAAAAUUUUCUGGGUUGGCUCCUCCUCCUCCUGCUGCACCUCGUCCUUGUUCUUCUCUGAGCUGUCUCUUUCUGGUCAUAGAUUCCAAUCAUGGGCAUAGAUGGUGUUUCGUCUAUGUGGAAGGAUAGAGGCAAGAUGCCGGUCUCUAUAUUGUGGAAGAACUUAAGCAAUGUCUUCAACAAGGAUGAGCUAGGUCAAGAGAUUGCUCAAAUUGCAUUCCCUGCGGCACUGGCUUUAGCAGCAGAUCCAGUUGCUUCUCUAAUUGACACGGCGUUCAUUGGCCAUAUCGGUCCUGUGGAGCUUGCUGCAGUUGGAGUUUCUAUUGCUGCUUUUAACCAAGCAUCGAGAAUUGCAAUUUUCCCACUUGUCAGUAUUACAACAUCUUUUGUUGCUGAAGAAGAUACUGAUAAAACUUUGACCACUGAAUUACAAGAAACAGCAAGUUUUGAGAAAGGCUUCGACAAAGAAGAGGAACAGCUGAUACCACAGGCUGCUGACAAGUCAUCGUCCACUACUUUUACCAACACAAAAGAGGCCAAAUCUGAGCAUGAAAGGAGGCAUAUCCCAUCAGCUUCAUCAGCAUUAGUUAUUGGUGGUGUACUUGGCAUCAUCCAAGCAUUAUUUCUCAUAUGUGGUGCAAAGUCAAUCUUGAACUUCAUGGGCGUACAUUCUGAUUCUCCAAUGCUAAUCCCUGCAAGACAGUACUUGACAUUGAGGUCCCUCGGUGCUCCUGCUGUUCUCCUCUCUUUGGCCAUGCAAGGGGUAUUUCGAGGAUUUAAGGAUACAAAAACUCCCUUGUAUGCUACCAUCAUCGGAGAUGCAGCAAACAUCAUUUUAGACCCCAUACUCAUGUUUGUAUUCCGCAUGGGUGUCAGUGGUGCAGCCAUUGCUCAUGUUAUAUCUCAGUACUUGAUGUCAUUGAUACUUUUGUGGAGACUAAUGAAACAAGUUAAUCUCUUACCCCCAAGCGUCAAACAUCUACAAUUCAGCCGGUUUCUAAAAAAUGGAUUUCUGUUACUAGUAAGGGUAAUAGCUGUGACAUUCUGCGUGACACUGGCUGCAUCACUGGCAGCAAGGCAGGGAUCAAUAUCUAUGGCAGCAUUUCAAGUUUGCUUGCAAAUUUGGCUGUCGACCUCUUUGCUUGCUGACGGGUUGGCUGUUGCUGGACAAGCAAUCCUUGCAAGCUCAUUUGCAAGAAAGGAUUAUGACAAGGUGACAGCAACUGCUUCUCGUGUCUUGCAGUUAGGUUUGGCCCUGGGUUUAGUGCUCUCCAUCACCCUUAUAGUCUUAUUACAGUUUUCAUUGAGACUAUUCAGCAAGGACAUCAAUGUUCUGCAACUCAUGAGUUUUGGUAUCCCGUUUGUUGCAGCAACUCAACCAUUGAAUGCCUUAGCCUUCGUCUUUGAUGGAAUCAACUUUGGGGCAUCUGAUUUUGCAUAUUCUGCCUGCUCCAUGGUAUUGGUCGCAAUAGUGAGCAUCAUGUGCUUGUUUGUACUGUCCUCCAGUCAUGGCUUUAUUGGCAUUUGGGUUGCUUUAUCCAUCUAUAUGAGUUUACGAGCAUUUGCUGGCUUUUGGAGGAUAGGGACAGGAACAGGACCUUGGAGCUUUCUCAGGAGCUGAUAGCUGCUUGAAAAUGCUUAUUAUAUGUAUGUAUAUGUAUGUUCUCUAAAAAUUGCAAAGCCUGAUUCACAAAACUCUUAUGUUGGUGUGUCAUUUUUAGGGCAUCAACAUUCCCAUUUCCAAGAAAUUCAUUUUAAUGAAAAUGUAUAUGCAAAAGAGAUUUUUGGACA